Molecule: messenger RNA, 474 nt
Organism: Linum trigynum
Lineage: Eukaryota; Viridiplantae; Streptophyta; Magnoliopsida; Malpighiales; Linaceae
Source: the annotation of a GenBank genome assembly
AUGAGCUCCACGCGACGAUUCCGACAAACUCCCGGCGAGAUUCCAGAAGAGAUUUCUGUCAUCUGUAAGUGUGACUCUUCUGCAAUUGUUAGAACGUCCCGUACGGCCAAUAAUCCAAACAGGAAGUUCUUCGGCUGUCCCAAAUGGAGUCCAGGGCAGCCGCAGAAAGCAUGUCGAUUUUUUGUGUGGCAUGAUAUACAGGUGGCAAUUGAGAAUGAGAAACAAAGGUAUGAAGUUGUUAUGUCCGAUUUGAAGAUGGAGAUGGCACGCUUGAGGCAACAAAAUGAGACACUCCAAGACCGCAACAAUGAGCUCCAAGAAGAGGUUGCUGAACUACUGGUGGGAAGGUCACAACUGAGAAGUAGUUUUUGUACUGAAGAAGAAUUGUCCCGGCCUAAAAGUGAGGAAUUCCAUGAAAUUGUAGAAAGGUUGAGUCUUCUAGAGACCAUUGAGCUCGGAUCCAAUGAUGCAUAG